UUCAGCCGAGACACUGAGAACAGAAAAGAAGAGAAGAAAAAAGUUAAAAGAUCCACAAGUUUGAUUUCUUUGCUGAAGAAGAAGAAGAAGAAGAAGAAGAACAAGAAGAAGAGGAAAAAGAAGAAGAAGAGGAAGAAGAAGAAGUUUGUGACGGUUUUUUCUGCGGGGUUUUAAUUGGUGGUGUGGGUUUUUUUUCUCCAAAAUAUGUAACUUGUGGUGCCGGAGAGGCUCCAAACCCUGAGACAGGACGGAGAGACAGACAGGACGGAGAGACAGUCUUCUCUCUGUAGGUGAUCCUAAGCUGACUCUUGGCAUCUGUCUGUCUGUCUGUCUCCCUCUCUUUUUACCUGCCUGUCUGUCUCUCGGGCUGCCUGUCUGUGUGUCCCGGAGGACGGAUGAUGGCACCGGGGUGUGUCGCCGCCCUCAGACGGACCCGCGGCUGCUCCGGCGGGCACACAGACCUCUGACACAUUGCUGCUGUUGCUACUAAGGACAGAACCAGAACCGGACCUAGGACUGGGUCUGUAAACCUGGAAUAAAACAGUGGAUCCGGGCCGAAGUGGACUGAACUGGAUUAGCCUGGUUCAGAAUGUCCUCAGAGGUGGCUGUAGGUGUGGUCUUCAGAGUUCUGCUGCCCCUGAGUUUGACUGCAGCUUGUGUGUUGCGGUAUAAUGGAUUCUCUCUGGUCUACGUCCUGCUGCUGCUGCUGCUGCCACUGCUGCCUGAACCCUCCGCCUCCUCCACCUCAGGUAACACGUGCCGCUGUGUGACGGCGGUCUGCGUCUCCAGUUUCCUCUUCCUGUUACUGCAGUCCUUCUUCCAGCUGACCACCACAACACUGCAGCCUGAGUCCAACUGCACGUCGUGGCAGAAAGCUGUCAGUCAGCUCGGCCUGGUGAGUCUGACAGGAAGUGAUGCAGGCUCGGCAGUGAGACAGCUGCUUCCAGAUGUUGGCGUUCUGGUCGUUGGUUUGCUGACCUGGAGGCUGAUUGUAAGACUGAACGUCAACACACACACGCAGCAGCAGCAGGAGGAGCUGAUGUUUGAGGAGCAUGGAGAGGAAGAGGAGGAGGAGGAAUGCAGCAGAAACAGGGUUCUGGUUGAACUAGAGUUACUGGUUUGUAAAACCAGGCAGAUGGUGGGAAACACAAUGACGACUGGAGGGAAAGUCCUGCUGACAGCUUUACUGGGAAUCACAGGUAUCAUGUUCCCCUCUCUCUCCUCCCUGCUCUACCUGCUCUGUUUCCAGGUGUUGUGUACCUGGUGGGCAUGGUCAGGUCAAGUCCCACCCCUCCUCUUCAGGUGUGUGUCUGUGAUGUCACUGCUCUACUCCUCCGCCCAUUUCUUGCUCAUCUACUGUUACCAGCUGCCUUUGCUGCAGGAGGUGUGGGCUCCCAACUGCACGUCUGCCAGUGUGUUUGGCCUGGUCUCUGUGGUCUCGGUGGACUGUGCUGCCCCCUGGAAGCUGCAGGUGAACUCUGACCUCAGCUGGUUUCACUUCAGCAGUCCGCUGAUGCUGCUGCUGCUCUACAACACUGUGGCCAGUCUGUGGAGGAACCAGCUGAUCAACAGCGACGGGGUGCGAGAUGUGGAGAGGGUGGAGUCUGAGGUCAGCGAGAGCUGCGACAUCAUCACCACCACCAGCAACCUGAGUGAUGAGGUCAGCACCGACAUCACAGCAGAGAGACGGAGGGAGCUGUGGAGGAGAGCUCAUGAUCGAGCCGAGUGCAGAGACACGCUGGUGUCAUCGGCCAAUGACAGUCCCUCUGACUCUUCUGCCCUGCCCACCCAGAGCACAGCCCUGGGAUUGGAUGUUUACUCCGCGCCUCACUACUCUCUCAGCCAAUCAGACACGUUGGAGACGUGUGUCUUUGAAGGAGAUGAAUGGGAGGAGGAGGAGGAUCCAGAGGAGGUGAUUGGUAGGAGCGAGGAGGGAGUCAGUGCUGCUGCCAUGGCGUUCGGCUUCCUCCUCAAACAAAGUUACAUCUGUGCUCUGAUCGCAAUGAUGGCCUGGUCCAUCACAUACGUGUCCUGGUUGACGUGUGUCCUGCUGCUCUGGUCGUGUGUCCUCUGGAUGAUGCGAGAGCGCCGCCGGUACACGCUGAUGUCGUCACCGUGGCUGGUUGCCUAUGGCAACCUGUUGGUCAUCUUGCAGUAUGUCUACAGCUUCCCCUCCAUCCAGGAAGUCCCAGGACUGUUCCCCAAAAAAGAUGAUCCCUGCAGGGAGCUCGCCUCCAAGUUGUUGUGUCUGUUGACCUUCUGGCUGCUGCUGCGUCAGGCACUGACGGAGAAGAGAGACAGGUGGAAAGACAGACUGACAGACACACAGCUGUCUACCAUCACUGUCCACAUGGAAGAGGAGCAGAGGGUGGAUGAGGAUCUGCAGGGGAAGAAGGAGGAGGUGGAGGUGUCAUAUGAGGAAGUGCUGCUCCUGCAGAGAGAAGGAGGAGGGGUUAAGAUGGAGGCUCUGGUUGCCAUAGUUACCCGGAUGUUUGUUAAAUACUGGAUCUAUGUCUGUGGCAUGAUGUUCUUCUUUGUUAGUUUUGAGGGGAAAAUUGUCCUCUAUAAAGUCAUCUACAUGGUCAUGUUCCUCUGCUGCGUCGCCCUCUACCAGCUGAACUAUGAGCGUUGGCGUGCCUUGCUCAGGGGUUUCUGGGUAGCUGUGGUGGUUUACUCAAUGCUGGUUCUCAUCCUGGUCUACACCUUCCAGUUCCCCUCGUCCCCCUACACCUGGAGCUACUACAGUGGACUCAGUACUCACAGGUUGGAGGAUGUUGGUUUGGAGAAGUUCUCAGUUCCUGUUCUGUUCACUAAGAUCUUCAUCCCUGCUGCCUUCCUCUUGGUGUGUAUCAUACACCUACAUUACUUCCACGAGCCAUUUCUGCAGCUGACCGACCUUAAGACUGUGGUGGACACACACAACAGCACCAUCACCAGGUUGGUCCACUCCGACGGCAGCCUUUUUGACCUGUCAGUGCGUGGAGCUCCUCAGCUCCUCCUACAGGAAGAGAAGGGAGGAGGAAAGAGGGCAAGAGAGGACGAGAAAGACAAGAAAUGGACGAAGGAGGACGAAGACAAGGAGGAGGAGUACCCCUAUAUGUUUGAUAAGGAAACUCUGUCUGACCACAUAACAGUGCUGGUCUCCUGGAGGUUGGUCGUGGAUCGUCUCUCUGUUUUGUUCCUGCGCCUCCUCCUGUCCCUUCAGUGCCUGCAGCACCUCCUGUGGUGGCUCCUAGAGCUACACAUCGUCAAGAUCGUCUCCUCCUACAUUAUCUGGGUGUCUGUGAAGGAGGUAUGUCUGUUUAACCUGCUGUUCGUGCUGUGUGUGGGCGUGGCUCUACCCUGCAGGGCGUGGCGCCCCCUGCUGUCAGGUGUCUGUACAGUUUGGACCUGUGUGGUGGCAGUCUGUAAGAUGUUGUACCAACUCAAUGUCGUCCAGCCAAUCAGAUACUCCUCGAACUGCACCAUGCCAGAUAACUCCAGUACCGACCUGUCUCGCUCUGUUUUGUACUCUGGGCCCGUUGAUCCCGCCCAGUGGGUGGGGCUUCACAAGACGGAAGAAAAACUGCUUGAUUACCUGAGGUAUAACCUGAUGAUGUUAGCACUGUUAGCCUUCGAGGUGACCGUUCACAGACACCAGGAGCUCUACCGUCUUCGCCAUAACAAAGUCCCGCCCCCCACCAGAACGCUGUUUCAUGACAUCACUAGAUGUCACCUUGACGACAGUGUGCUGAGCUGUGUUAAGUACUUCCUCAACUACUUCUUCUACAAGUUUGGACUGGAGACUUGCUUCCUGUUGGCCGUGAAUGUGAUCGGUCAGCGAAUGGAUCUGUUUGCUGUAGGACACGCCAUUGGCCUCAUCACCAUCCUAUCACGUCGCAGCAGGAGGCGCAUUGCCUCAGUGUGGCCCAAGUACUGCUACUUUCUCUCUGGGCUGUUGUGUUUCCAGUACCUGCUGUGUAUUGGAUUCCCUCCUGCUGUCUGCAAAGAUUAUCCCUGGAGACCUCCGUCCUCCAACAUGGACUCCAAUGUGGUCAAGUGGCUCUUUCUCCCUGAUCACCUGACACCACCGAACCCACUCUUCCUCCUCUAUGAUUUCUUUCUGCUCCUCGGGGCGUCUCUGCAGCUGCAGGUGUUUGAAGAGGAGCUUCUGUCGUCAGUUCAGGUCCUCGCAGGUGACAACGGCGAGCUGAUCGGAGAUGACGGACAGGUGUCUGAUCUAAUCAGACGACUCCACCUCAACACCGUCCCCGAUUUCUUGAUGUGCAGGUCUUACCUGGACAUGAUGAAGGUGAUCAUCUUCAGCUACAUGUUCUGGUUUGUACUUACCAUCAUCUUCAUCACCGGGACCACCAGGAUCAGUAUCUUCUGUAUGGGUUACCUGGUGGCCUGUUUCUACUUCCUGUUGGUGGGCGGAGACCUGCUGCUGAAACCAGUCAGAUCCAUUUUGGUGUACUGGGACUGUCUGAUUGGCUACAACGUGUUCGUCAUCACCAUGAAGAACAUUCUGUCGAUCUUGGCCUGUGGUUUCAUUAAGUCGUUGGUGUUGAAUCACUGUUGGCUGAUUCAGCUCUUCAGUUUGGCCUGCACCAUCAAAGGAUACACCAAACCGGAGCAGCAGAGCAGUAAACAGUGUGAGUUGCCAAGCGAUGAGGCGGGGAUCAUCUGGGAUGGGGUCUGUUUCUGCUUCCUCUUGCUGCAGAGGAGAGUCUUCAAGAGUCACUACUUCCUGUAUGUGGUCCUGGACCUACAAAAUACACAGCUUCUGGCCUCCAGGGGGGCGGAGCUCUUCGAGGCAUCCACAGUGAAAGCUGUCAGAGCAAGACUGGAGGUGGAGAAGACGUCCAUGGAUCUGCUGAAAAGACAGAUGGAGAGGAUUAAAUCUCGACAGCAGAAGUUCCGCAGAGGAAAGGAGAAAAUGUGGAGUGCGACCCGAGACAGCUUCCAUUCUGAUGGUCAAGAAAACAAGAAGGGGCGGCGGCAGAAGGAGUGGUGGAGACCAUGGGUAAACCACGCCUCUAUGGUGAGGAGUGGUGACUACUACCUGUUUGAGACAGAUAGUGAGGAGGAGGAUGAGGAGGAAAAGAAGGAGGAUGAGGAGAAGGAGGAGGAACUACCUGAGAAAUCAGCCUUUCAAUUUGUCUAUCACGCCUGGAUAACAGACUCCAGAACAGCCAUGAGAGCUCGACGCAACCAGAAGAAACAGUGGAAGAAGAACUCCUCUGAACGAAGGAGCAGGAAAGAGGACAAGAGAGAAGCAGGAGUUAUAGAAGUGACGGAGGAGCCACAGGAAGACAGACAGGAGGAGGAGGAGGAGGGCCCAGACACGGUGUUACGUCGUAUUUCAAACACAUUACGGUUCUGUUGGGUUCUGCUGUCGGCUCUGCUGGACUCUCUGACCGCCUGGCUCAGCGGCCUGUGUCAGGAACACGUGGACAUCUCCACCGUCCUCCGGAUUGAACGCUGCAUGCUAAUGCAGCAGGCAAAGCAGGGGAAUGUUCCCACCAGAGAGGCAAUCCAUUUUUACUACCAAGAACAGAUGAUGAAAAGCUCUAGAGAGUCAAGCCUGGAUUACAGCAUCCAUGAGGCCAAGAUGCAGACCUCAACAGAGAGAAGGAGAGAAGAAGAAGAAGAGGGAGUGAAUUCUGAUUUGGAAGAAGAAGAGGCAAGAGGUCAAACAGCAGGGCAGAAACCAGAAACCAAACCAGGGGGAGAUUGUCCAGAUAAACCAGGACCAGGACCAGAGCCAAUGUCAGAAGGAGAGGGACCAGGACCGGAACCAGUAUCAGGAGUUGAUGGUCUUGAUGAAAUGGAACCACAAGCAGUAUCAAGAGGUAUCGCUGACCCAGUCUCAGGAGAGGAAACCCUGGGGGCUCCAACCUCAGCAGUGGAAGUUAAAAGUGAAGAUUACCCAGAAGGCUUGGUGGCUAAAACCAGCGAGAGAUUGCGACCCAAACUGUCCAGGAUGGAGAGAGUUCAGUCUUUGUCCUCUGUGUCACUUUCAGAGGAAGAAGGGAUCAGCUGGGCUCACAGUGGUGAAGAAUUAAACCAGCAACUUCCUGUUGACACACAGCCAACGCACACUUUCACCAGCGCCUCCUCCCCGUCCUCUCUCCUCCUCCCACCCACCUACAGCCUCGCUCUGGGCCUAGACCUGCAUGAGGAGGUGGGGGAACACAGGCGGAGGAGGGAGGUAGCGUCUGAUUUUCUCGCUGACUCGGCCUUUGCUGCCUGUCCACUGGCAUCUCAGACGCAGGAGCUGACGGCCAGCGAGCUGCUGAGGAACAGGACUUUCUAUGACGAGGAGCUGGAGUCAUCAGACCGUUUCUACAGCAACCAACACCAGCUGCUCCAGCUGGGCUAUGCCCUCUACAACAUCCUGGCAGCAAGGUCAGAGACGGUGUGUUAUCUGGUCAUCGUGUUGAACCACAUGGUGUCUGCCAGUUGUCUGACGUUGGUACUUCCUAUUCUGGUGUUUCUCUGGGCGACGCUGUCCGUCCCUCGGCCCAGUAAAACCUUCUGGAUGACGGCCAUCAUCUACACAGAGGCUACCAUUGUCAUCAAGUAUUUCUUCCAGUUUGGUUUCUUUCCAUUCAACCAGAAGCUGGAAGUAGACCGCUCCAAACCGUUCCACCCCCCGAACAUCCUGGGGGUGGAAAAGAAGGAAGGCUACGUCCUGUACGACCUACUGCAGCUGCUCGCUUUGUUCUACCACCGAGCGAUACUCAAGUGCCAUGGACUGUGGGACCAGACUGUAACCGUGGAGAAUGACGCCCACUGUCACCACAAUGAACAGGCUGACACCACCAUCGAUCCGGCCGGUCCUGCCGAUCCUGCCGACACGCUGCGGCGACGGGGCCGGAGACGGACGUGCUCCGGCUCCACCCAGCUGCGCUCCCCAACAGAAAGUUUGAGCUCCAGAGCUCAGCGCCCCAGCAGGUUCAAUCUGCUGCUGGAGAAACUCAGGGAACUUUCCAUCAGAGCCAAAGUGUACUCUGUUAGUAGAUGUAUGUCUCUCUACCGCCCAGUCCUCCAGUUCUUCAAAGCUCUCGUCCAACCAGAAUACAGCGCCGUCACUGAUGUUUACGUUCUCAUGUUCCUCGCCGACACUGUCGACUUCAUCAUAAUCGUCUUUGGUUUCUGGGCUUUUGGAAAACACUCUGCAGCUGCUGACAUCACUUCCUCCCUCUCAGAAGACCAAGUUCCUGAAGCUUUCUUGGUGAUGGUUCUGAUCCAGUUUGGUACCAUGGUGAUAGACAGGGCUCUGUAUUUGAGGAAGACAGUUUUGGGCAAGUUGGUCUUUCAGGUGAUUUUGGUUUUUGGGAUUCACUUCUGGAUGUUCUUCAUCCUGCCAACGGUCACCGAGAGGCGUUUCAAUCAGAACCUGGUGGCUCAGCUCUGGUAUUUUGUCAAAUGUGUUUACUUUGGUCUGUCGGCCUAUCAGAUUCGGUCUGGUUACCCGACACGAGUUCUGGGAAACUUCCUGACGAAGAGCUACAACUACCUCAACCUCUUCCUAUUCCAGGGUUUCCGUCUGGUUCCCUUCCUGACGGAGCUGAGGGCGGUGAUGGACUGGGUGUGGACAGACACCACUCUGUCUCUUUCCUCUUGGAUCUGUGUGGAGGACGUUUACGCCCACUGCUUCGUGUUAAAGUGCUGGAGGGAGUCUGAGAAGAGGUACCCUCAGCCUCGCGGUCAGAAGAAGAAGCGGGUGGUGAAGUAUGGGAUGGGCGGCCUGAUUGUUCUGCUGCUCAUCUGUAUUGUCUGGUUUCCAUUGCUCUUCAUGUCGCUCAUCAAGUCCGUAGCCGGAGUUGUCAACCGACCACUCGACGUCUCUUUGACCAUCACACUGGGAGGCUUCCAGCCGAUCUUCACAAUGAGCGCGCAGCAGAAUCAGCUCAAGGAUCUGACUGAGGAAGACUUCAGCUCCUUCACCAGCUCCUACGGCUACACACCUAGUGCCUUACAGUUCCUAGAGGCCUACGGUCAUGAGGACGUGACGGUGGCGGAGCUGCAGGGCAGCAGUAACUCUCUGUGGACCAUCAGUCCUCCCAGCAGGCAGUACUUGAGCCAGGUGCUCAACCUGGACCACUUCCCCCUGACUGUAUCCUGGACUGUUCAAAGGAACUUAAGUCUGGGGGCGAAGGUGGAGCUCGCCUCAGGUAAACAUGUGACCUACCUGGACGAUCAGACUCGUCUGGAGCUGAUCUCGCUGCUGAACGGAACCAGGACACUUCCUGUGCUGAUACAAGAAGUGUUUCCGUGCUUCAUUCGAGCUCCCAGCGAUUCCAACGCUAAACCAAUUGAACAGCUUUACAGAGACGACCGCUACAAGGACAUCCUGCUAGCCCUGGAGCGGUCGACCAAUCAGAGCCGAGAGACCCAGGAGUGGUGGAUUGUCGACCAACCGGCCGCCAGUCUGGUUCUGUUGGGCGGGGCUUCAAUGAGUGACAGGAGGGAGGCGGGACUUCAGCUGUUCGUGUUCAGUGAUAAAGUUAGCCCUCCGAGUCUGGGCUUCCUGGCUGGAUACGGCAUCAUGGGAUUGUACGCCUCCGUGGUGUUGGUCAUCGGGAAGUUUGUCAGAGAGUUCUUCAGUGGGAUCAGUCACUCCAUCAUGUUCGAGGAGCUGCCCUGCGUCGACCGCAUCCUCAAACUGUGCACCGACAUCUUCCUGGUGAGAGAGACAGGAGAGCUGGAGUUGGAGGAGGAGCUUUACGCCAAACUGAUCUUCCUGUAUCGAUCACCAGAAACCCUGAUCAAAUGGACACGACGCUGAGCUCGUCGUCUAGACCUGCGGUGACCUCACAGACGGUGACAGCGUCAGUCAUCUCUGAACCAUCAGUGAUGGUAGUUAAAGAACCAUCAGUGAUGGUAGUUAAAGAACCAUCAGUGAUGGUAGUUAAAGAACCGCACUGGACCAAAAACAGGAAUGUUUACAGACUUACAGAACAUGGUGGAGUUGUUCCCUGUUUGCUGGCGACAGCACUAACCCUGUACAUAAAACUGAUCUGAGGACAGAGUUACACAACAGUGUUAUAGGAAUGUUAUACAAGCAUUGAUUAUUGAUUAUUAAUAACUGCAGGGACGUGUCACAUCCUCGAAAAGCUGAAAUUCUUUAAUGCAGCUGGAAAACAAAAAUGAACAAAUUCAAACCAUGUGAUUGGACACUGCUGCUGCCACUCCCACAGCGACGGGCAGGUGUUUAAUACAGGGACUGACAACAGCUAAAUCUGGGUUAUUAAUGUCUGAUAAACUCAUUUUCCAGGACCUUUUCAGUGACUUCCUGUACGGGGACUCGUCUAAAAACAGGCAGCGAUCUCAAACAUUUAAAUUAAAGUCCCUGCAGUCACAUGACUUAUUUUUAUUUAUUUUACUUUGACGUUUACAACACGAGCCUCAGAGCUUGUGUUAGCUCUAUGUUAGCUAUAAUUAUCUCUACGAUAUCUUAGCUAUGCUGUCUGUAGUUAGCUCUUUAGCUGUACAUUAGCUCCAUGUUACAUUGCCUCUUUCUCUCACAGGAACUUUCCCAGUAAUAAUAAUAAGGGCAAAUGGAUCGACAUGCGAAAUACUGAUAUUUAUUGAUAAAUACUAAUACUAUGAACCAGUACUACGUCUUGUCAGUAUCCAUCCAUUCCUUUCAUUAGCACCACAUUAGCUCAAUGUUAGGGCUACAUUAGCUCUACAUAAGCUCUAUAUAAGCUCUAUUUAGCUCUACAUUAGCUUCAUGUCAGUUUUAUCGUAGCACUAUUUUAUCUCUAGAUUAGCUCUUAUAGCUAGGUGAGCUGUGUCGGGUCUGUGCUGCCACUCAUUAGCACUUUAUUGAUCCAUGCUAGGUCUGUGUAGCUUUCUGUAGUGUCUGCUUAGCUUUACAUUAGCUUAAUAUUAGCUCAAGGUAACCUCUGUGUCAGCCUGUUUCCUUCUGGCUCAUUAAACAAGCUCAGGUAGAAGGUGAGCAGAGCUCUGAUAACUCCAUGUACCAAUAGGAAUGAUGCAGGUGAAUUAUGCGGGGGGGGGGCAGGCCUGCCAUCACAGGUACAGCAGAGGGUGAGAGAGCUGUCAGUCGAGCCCAGUAUGGACAUGACGUCUAAUCUGAGGAAACACAGUAAGUGAAAACAGCCGUCACAGCAUGACGUGGAAGUCAGUGUGACAGAGAACAGGUGCAGAGUAACUUUAUCAUCUGUCUGCUAACGACUGUAAACUCAGUAUUUCCUGUGAAUAUUUGAAACAAACUGAGUAUGUGAAAAUAAAAAAAGUACU
Messenger RNA from Chelmon rostratus (copperband butterflyfish), 10257 nucleotides. Its product is annotated as piezo-type mechanosensitive ion channel component 2-like. The coding region runs from base 590 to 8776 and encodes 2728 amino acids. Gene Ontology annotation, cellular component: plasma membrane. Gene Ontology annotation, molecular function: mechanosensitive monoatomic ion channel activity; monoatomic cation channel activity. The transcript has 55 exons. The record is from RefSeq and is a predicted model, not a curated record. NCBI's taxonomy places the organism in Eukaryota, Metazoa, Chordata, Actinopteri, Chaetodontiformes, Chaetodontidae. Gene Ontology annotation, biological process: regulation of membrane potential; cellular response to mechanical stimulus; detection of mechanical stimulus.